UUUCUCUCCGGACCAGGCGUUAAACCGGUUCUCUGUGAAUUGACCGGUCGAGCGAACGGAAAUGUGCACGGUAAAGGUGGAUCGAUGCACAUGUACGGUAAAAACUUUUACGGGGGAAACGGCAUUGUCGGAGCACAGCAAUCGAUGGGCACGGGGAUUGCUUUCGCGUUGAAAUACAGGAAACAGAAGAAUGUUUGUUUCACGUUGUUUGGCGAUGGAGCUGGCAAUCAAGGACAACUUUUUGAAUCAAUGAAUAUAGCCAAGCUGUGGUCGAUUCCUGUCAUAUACGUAUGCGAGAAUAACGGUUAUGCAUUUGGAACGUCAACGAAAAGGGGAUGUGCUGCGAAGAAUUACUACGAUCGUGUCAGUUAUAUGCCCGGAGUAUGGGUUGACGGAAUGGACGUGCUAGCAGUACGUGAGGCUGCGCGAUGGGCCAAAGAGUGGUGCAUUGCUGGAAAAGGGCCGAUGUUCCUCGAGUUCAGUACUUACCGUUACAGCGGUCACUCGUUGUCCGAUCCUGGAACAAGCUAUCGAACACGCGAAGAAGUCGACAAGGUGAAAAAGACGAGAGAUACAAUUGUGGGUUUCCGUGAAAGAAUCAUUCCGGCUGGAUUGGUAACCGAAGAUGAACUGAAAGCGAUUGAUAAGAAAAUACGCAAAGAGAUGAAACUGACAGUUAACGGCUUUCAGAUUGAUGAAGCCACAAAAAUGGCUCAAACAGGAAAGGAUGCCCCAGUUGAUCUACUUUUGGCUGAUAUCUACAGCAACACACCGCCGCAAAUGAUCCGUUGCACGACCGAAUAUGUCAGACAGAAAUACACUAAUUCAGAUGAGGCUUGUCGUGCACAUGGAAUAUGA
Molecule: messenger RNA, 858 nt
Organism: Anisakis simplex (herring worm)
Lineage: Eukaryota; Metazoa; Nematoda; Chromadorea; Rhabditida; Anisakidae
Source: the annotation of a GenBank genome assembly